UCUGCUCACCGACGUGAGAGUGGAAGCGGGAGGCGGAGGGGGGCAGACAGCCCACCCACUCAUCACUUAGCGCCGCGACCACCGACACCCCCCUGUGCCGCCUUUAGUGAGGGGAAGCCCCUACAACGCUUGACUCGCUGAGUGGAUCUCCUGCGUCGUGCGUGCGCGUGCGUGCGUGUAGCCCCCCCCCCCCCCUCCAGGGGCUCCGUCCUCCUCAACAGUUGCCACCGGAGAGGAGGAGGAAGAGGAGGAGUGUGGCAGAGAGAGACAAGCAGACUGAGGACGGAAAGGGACGCGGAGAGCCACGCAGCUCCUGCCCCGGCUUCUGCUCCUGACAUGCAGUCGCUCAUCUCUCCGGGACGUGGAUUGCGACCACGGCAUCUGAGGAUUCCUUUCAUUUUCAAAAGCCAAACCAGAAGAAUAAGGAGGAGGGAGUCUCACCAAUGGAGGAGCGCGGGGUCACCGCCGAUGCCCCGACAAGAUGGCAAGGUUGCCAUAGUGACGGGAGGAGGCGGGGGAAUCGGCUAUGAGGUCGCCCGCCACAUGGCCAAACUGGGGGCACGUGUUAUCAUAGGUUGUCGGGACGAACAACAGGGUCUGGCAGCCGUCGAAAAGAUCCACGAAGAGUACAACGAGGCUGAAGUGGAGUUCAAAAAACUGGACCUAGCGUCUCUGCAGUCAGUCCGUCAGUUCGUCCGGAGCUUCAAGGAGCGUGACUUACCACUCAAUAUCUUGGUCAAUAAUGCGGGUGUCAUGCUAGUUCCUGAGGCUUGUACCGAGAAUGGAUUUGAACUGCACUUUGGCGUGAACUAUCUGGGCCACUUCCUGUUAACCUGCCUGCUCCUGGACACGUUGAAGCUCAGCGGCAAAUCUGGCAACUUCUCACGGGUGGUCAACGUCUCCUCCUCUGCGCACCGCAACGGCGAGAUCCGACUCAAUGACUUGAAUUGCAGACAGCGCUAUUCAGCCCACGCGGCUUAUUGUCACAGUAAGCUGGCGCAGCUCUUAUUUAGCUCCCACCUCCACCGGGAGCUGGAGCAGGGAAGUUUUCCCGUAAGCUCCUGCGCUGUGGAUCCUGGCAUGGUGGAUACGUCUCUCUACCGCCACCUCUGGACGCCCCUGCGCCUUGCACACGGUCUUGUGUCCCGCUUGUUUUUCAGGACUCCUACAGAGGGUGCUGCCACAGUCUUGUACGCUGCUCUGUCACCAACACUGGAGGGCGAGUGCGGAGGAGGCUACUGGGUCAACGGACGCAGGGACGCGACAACGCCGCUGACGUUUGACCCCGAGGUUCAGCGGCUUCUGUGGGAAACCAGCCACAGGCUUCUGGUUCCGCAGUAACUCCAAUUGCAUUGUGCCAAUCAGCUUCUUUAUCUUUAAUUGUUGCCAUUUCUGUUGACAAUCUCACAAUCCACCCCCCUGGGACCGGAGACUAUGAUUGGCUGGCCACAUUUUUUUCUUCGCUCCCGCCAAAGAAGGGCUACAGUGAAUGGAAGACUUUUUUCCCCAUUGUGAGCUAGCAAAGAGUGCACAUCCAUUCUAGGCCGUCGCCGUCAGUCCGCAGUGGGCACGCUACGACACCUGCCUUAACAGCGCUCUCCUGCUCAAUGAGGAGGUUGAUGAACUUGACCCAACACUUUUGCAUCUCAACAAUGUGAUCUGGAACAAAAAAAAAAACAAAAACAAAAAAACAACCAGCUUAUAGAAAGUAGAUUUUGGCACACGUUUCUUUGAUGUCAGUCAAAGUGUAGCGCACGUUCUGGAUUUUUCCUCAGCGCCCUUGCGUUGGAGGCGCCAAGUGAUGUCAUCGCUGAAUUUUAACACAUCAGUGAUUCUUGGGUCAUUCUGUGAUGAGGCCCAUUUUUCUGGCAGCACUUUGCUUAUUUGUGCAUUUCUCGUCUUGAAAUAACCGCUUUUGAGUCUUCACGUUGUCCUCUUCUAGUCAUGUGAUUUGCUGUGUUUUUCCAAAAAACUAACCCAACAACUCUUAGAAAUCCAAACAAAAGACUUUCAUGGCGAUUUAUGGCAUUUGCUAUUUCCACUGAAGCAGUGUUGUUUUUGUCAACUUUCAUGUCAAUCAUGACAACAAAACGGCUAAACAUGGCUCUUUGAUGUUAAAAUGACGGGACAAGACGGGACGAAAAUGGUGGGUCUUCUGUCAGAACUGAUGUUCAUUCAAAGAUGAGGUACAAGUCCUCCGAACGUACUUUACACAUAUAAUGUUACUUGACAAUUGCUUGUGAUAAAUUUCAUCUUAAACUUAUAAGUUUCCCACAUGACACCGGCCACAAAUGGACUGUAAUCUAGCUUCAAGCUCAAGUUAGCUUUGUUAUGCUAACGUCAAUUCAUUUGCUUAUGUUUGUUAGCAACGACUUAUGGUUGGGCACUAAGUAAUUAUAAUGGUUGUCUAACUUGUCAUAUUGACACACACAGACCCCCCCCCCCCCACACACACAC
Messenger RNA from Hippocampus zosterae (dwarf seahorse), 2457 nucleotides. RefSeq names its product dehydrogenase/reductase SDR family member on chromosome X-like. The transcript is spliced from 8 exons. Lineage: Eukaryota; Metazoa; Chordata; Actinopteri; Syngnathiformes; Syngnathidae. The coding region runs from base 337 to 1341 and encodes 334 amino acids. The record is from RefSeq and is a predicted model, not a curated record.